Balaenoptera ricei (Rice's whale) is the source of this 1110-nucleotide messenger RNA. RefSeq lists its product as uncharacterized. Bases 1 to 1110 code for a protein of 369 amino acids. The transcript is spliced from 3 exons. Lineage: Eukaryota; Metazoa; Chordata; Mammalia; Artiodactyla; Balaenopteridae. Gene Ontology annotation, cellular component: nucleosome. The record is from RefSeq and is a predicted model, not a curated record. Gene Ontology annotation, molecular function: DNA binding; structural constituent of chromatin; protein heterodimerization activity.
AUGGCUCGAACUAAACAAACUGCGCGUAAGUCCACCGGCGGUAAGGCGCCGCGCAAGCAGCUGGCCACCAAGGCGGCCCGGAAGAGCGCGCCGGCCACGGGCGGCGUGAAGAAGCCGCACCGCUACCGGCCCGGCACGGUGGCCCUGCGCGAGAUCCGCCGCUACCAGAAGUCCACGGAGCUGCUGAUCCGCAAGCUGCCGUUCCAGCGGCUGGUGCGCGAGAUCGCGCAGGACUUCAAGACCGACCUGCGCUUCCAGAGCUCGGCCGUGAUGGCGCUGCAGGAGGCGUGCGAGGCCUACCUGGUGGGGCUCUUCGAGGACACCAACCUGUGUGCCAUCCACGCCAAGCGCGUCACCAUCAUGCCCAAGGAUAUCCAGCUUGCCCGUCGCAUCCGCGGGGAGAGGGCCACCUGGAAACAUUUACUUGGAGCUGGUGUAUUUGGUGACAGCCUUGGUACCCUCGGACACAGCGUGCUUGGCCAGCUCCCCGGGCAACAGAAGGCGUACGGCCGUCUGGAUCUCCCUGGAGGUGAUGGUCGAGCGUUUGUUGUAAUGCGCCAAGCGCGACGCCUCGCCCGCGAUACGCUCAAAGAUGUCAUUGACGAACGAGUUCAUGAUGCCCAUGGCCUUGGACGAGAUGCCAGUGUCCGGGUGCACCUGUUUCAGCACCUUGUACACCAGUGUUUGCAAUCCCUCAUUAUGGCUCGUACUAAGCAGACCGCUCGCAAGUCCACCGGCGGCAAGGCCCCGCGCAAGCAGCUGGCCACCAAGGCGGCCCGCAAGAGCGCGCCGGCCACGGGCGGCGUGAAGAAGCCGCACCGCUACCGGCCCGGCACGGUGGCCCUGCGCGAGAUCCGCCGCUACCAGAAGUCCACGGAGCUGCUGAUCCGCAAGCUGCCGUUCCAGCGGCUGGUGCGCGAGAUCGCGCAGGAUUUCAAGACCGACCUGCGCUUCCAGAGCUCGGCCGUGAUGGCGCUGCAGGAGGCGUGCGAGGCCUACCUGGUGGGGCUCUUCGAGGACACCAACCUGUGUGCCAUCCACGCCAAGCGCGUCACCAUCAUGCCCAAGGACAUCCAGCUUGCUCGCCGCAUCCGCGGGGAGAGGGCGUAA